Molecule: messenger RNA, 789 nt
Organism: Menidia menidia (Atlantic silverside)
Lineage: Eukaryota; Metazoa; Chordata; Actinopteri; Atheriniformes; Atherinopsidae
Source: the annotation of a GenBank genome assembly
AUGACAGGACACUGCUGGGGAUACGGGAAGCAAGACGGUCCUUCAUCCUGGUAUGAAAACUACCCUGUUGCUCAGGGAAACCGCCAAUCUCCAAUUGACAUCACCCCUCAUCAGGCGGUCCAUGAACCCAGUCUGGGUCCGAUUGUCCUGAGCUAUGAUCAGUGUACCUCCAUUAAUAUCUCCAAUAACGGCCACUCUGUAGUUGUGGAGUUCGAUGACUCAGAUAACCGCUCAGUGAUUGAGGGAGGCCCUCUUGACAACCCCUACAGACUGAAACAGUUUCACUUCCACUGGGGAGGAAAGGGAUCCAAUGGCUCCGAGCACACCAUUGAUGGAAUUGGCUAUGCAUCAGAGCUUCAUUUAGUUCACUGGAAUGCUGUCAAAUAUAAGACCUUUGGGGAGGCAGCAACUGCUCCCGAUGGCCUCGCCGUUCUUGGAAUUUUCCUGGAAACAGGUGAUGACCACCGAUGGCUCCACAUGAUAACAGACACAUUAUACAUGGUGAAAUAUAAGGGCAGUAUCACAGACUUCAAGGGAUUCAACCCCAAGUGCCUCCUACCCAGCAGCCUCCAUUACUGGACCUACCUGGGGUCACUGACCACUCCUCCUUUACACGAGACUGUCACCUGGAUCAUCCUGAAGGAGCCAAUUACAGUGUCUGAAAAGCAGCUAGGGAAAUUCAGAAUGCUUCUGUUCUCUGGAGAAGAUGAAGAUGAGAGGAUGCGCAUGGAAAACAACUUCAGACCUCCACAACCCCUAAAAGGCAGGAAAGUGCGAUCCUCCAAUUAA